Lingula anatina is the source of this 883-nucleotide messenger RNA. RefSeq lists its product as uncharacterized. NCBI's taxonomy places the organism in Eukaryota, Metazoa, Brachiopoda, Lingulata, Lingulida, Lingulidae. The record is from RefSeq and is a predicted model, not a curated record.
CUGACUGCUACCCACAUACCAGGCAGACUUAAUGCUAUUGCAGACAAGGAAUCAAGAGUCUUUGAUGAUAAGACAGAGUGGAAACUAAAUCCUGACAUAUUCCAUUACAUAACCCACAUUUUUGGACAACCCUCAGUAGACCUAUUUGCCUCCAGACUUAAUUACCAGUGUCUCCCUUAUGUAUCAUGGAGACCAGACCCAGAGGCUGCAGCGGUUGAUGCAUUUACUAUCACCUGGAACUCUUAUGACUUAUGUUACAUUUUUUGCCCUUUCAGUGUUAUUCCAGUUGUGUUAAAGAAGAUCAGAGAGGAAAGAGCAGAGGCUAUACUGGUGGUGCCACAAUGGCCAACACAAGUGUGGUACUCAACAAUGCAGUCGCUGAUGACCAAGCCGCCACUUCAUUUAGGCAAACAGAAAGACCUCUUGACUCUCCCAUUCAAACCAGGACUAGUGCAUCCACUUUUGAAAAAACUGAACCUCAUAGCUUGUCGCCUGUCAGGCAGAGACUGCAGAAAAUACAAGUUUCAGAGAGAGCACAACAUAUAAUUAUGAAUUCUUGGAGAAUUGGCACCAAGAAACAAUAUAAUGUUUACCUUACUAAAUGGAUUAAUUAUUCCAGAAAGAAUAGCAUAGACGUUGAUAACCAUAAUAUUGCAGAUGUAUUGGAUUUUUUAGCUGAGCUGUUUAAUGACGGCGGUGGAUAUAGCGCACUUAACACCGCAAGGUCAGCACUCUCCACAUUUAUGUUUUUUGAGGGUAAGCCUGUUGGCACACACCCAUUAGUUAUUAGAUUUAUGAAAGGUGUGUUUGAAAGUAGACCUAGUUUACCGCGUUAUUGUGUUAUCUGGGAUGUGGCAUCAGUACUUAGAUUCUUGGAAACCUG